Molecule: messenger RNA, 618 nt
Organism: Leptidea sinapis
Lineage: Eukaryota; Metazoa; Arthropoda; Insecta; Lepidoptera; Pieridae
Product: nematocyst expressed protein 3-like
Exons: 2
Coding region: 1-618 (205 amino acids)
Source: RefSeq, a predicted model, not a curated record
AUGUCGACGGCUCGCUCUCCUGUCUCGGCACCCGUGUCGACGAGUCAACUGUUGGCACGUCGCCUACGCCGACCACUACGCCGCUGUGCUACGUGCUGCUACGAGAGGUCACCACCAACGGUCGUUACAACCAAGGUAGCCCCGGUCACGCCUACUGCGUUUGUCGCGGCCCCUGCGCCUGUCGCGGCCCCUGCGCCUGUCGCGGCCCCUGCGCCUGUCGCGGCCCCUGCGCCUGUCGCGGCCCCUGCGCCUGUCGCGGCCCCUGCGCCUGUCGCGGCCCCUGCGCCUGUCGCGGCCCCUGCGCCUGUCGCGGCCGCUGCGCCUGUCGCGGCCCCUGCGCCUGUCGCGGCCCCUGCGCCUUACAGGCCACCGUUGGCCUCCUGCCCGGCGGCACCGGCCCUGCGGCCGAGGCAUGCCGUGCCCGCGCCACGUCAAAACGGCGCCGCUACCGAUAUAGUGUUUAGGUGCAAUCUCGCCCGACAUAUAAACAUCGCGGAGCUGCAAGCCCUCUCCCGCAAGAUCAGGGAAGUUAUGAGCGACGCUCAAGCCGUUCUCGAACUAAUGUGUAAGAACAUCGACAUGUUCACAGCGUUGUCCGACUUUCCGUAUCGUAAAUAA